AUGAUUCACGUGGAUAGACAAUUUUUCAUUGGGAAAUUAAAGAAAUUGAAGAAUUUAACAUUCUUGGAUAUAAGUGGUAACCAUUUCAACGGCACCCUAUCAUUUAAAGAAUUUUCGACUUUCAAAAGGUUAGAGAUUUUGAAUUUGGAGGGUAAUGCUUUUACUGGAUGUAUUCUGGAAGAUAUAUGGGCUCUACUUUCUUUGAAAGCAUUACAUUUAUAUGGUAACAAAUUCAGUGGCUCUUUAUUAAAACAAAGUUUGUGUAGUUUAAAAGAUCUUCAACAUUUAGAUCUCAGCUAUAAUGAAUUUGGAGGCACUCUUCCUCGAUGCCUUGGCAAUUUGACAUCUCUCACAAUCCUAGAUCUGUCUGGAAACCAACUAACAGGGUAUCUUCCUUCAUUUUGGCCACCUAAGCUCCAAUAUGUUGAUCUUAGCCAUAAUCAUCUCGAGGGCCUAUUCUCUUUUAAUUAUUCCAGCCUUGAGAAUGGUUGGAUUCCAUCAUUUCAGUUAAGGACUCUUAUAAUGCAAGAUUGUGGUCUCGAAAGUAUUCCUGAGUUUCUGUUUCACCAAUUCAAAUUGGAAGUACUUGACCUUUCUCACAACAAACAAAAAGGAAGAUUUCCUUAUUGGUUACUUCAUAACAAUGGAGGACUUGAGAUCCUAAAUCUCAUGAAUAAUUCUUUCAAUGGCCAGCUUGAAAUUGGGGCAAAGAUGCUUUCGAGCAUGACAUAUCUUAAUUUAGCCAGAAACCAUUUUGAAGGUGAUCUUCUUUUUUCAGGCGAUAACUGUAAAUUGAUCGCUUUAGAUUUGUCUCAUAACAACUUUUCAGGGAAAGUUCCAGAGAAACUGCUUUCAAAUUGCAUUUCCUUGAGAUUUCUGAGGUUAUCUCAUAAUAAUUUUCAUGGUCAGAUAGCAUUGUUUAACUUGACUCGAAUUGCUGAUUUGCAAUUGAAUGACAACCAAUUCGAAGGAACCCUAUCAAGUUUGCUCACCAAUUUUAGUCAUCAAAGCUAUGGCCCAAAGGUGCUACAUUUGAGCAACAAUCAAUUGCACGGUGAGAUUCCACACUGGAUGGGUAACAUCACAGGAUUGGAAUAUCUCAACUUGCGCGAUAAUCUUUUUCAAGGUAAUAGAUUCAGUGGUUCAAUACCUGAAACUUUGCUUAAUAUCUCAACACUGAACUCAUUAGACUUAAGCGACAAUGAGUUGUCGAGCACCAUUCUUAAUAAAUCUGGUGAGAAUUUAAGUGGUUUACGAGUUCUUUUAUUACGAGGAAAUCAUUUCAGUGGCUUCAUUCCAAAUUGGCUGGAAGGAGAAGGACCUCUCUAUGGUCCAUUAAGUGACAAACUUGUUGAAUGGGGGAUAGGAUAUUGGGGCGGCAGCGAAAUUCUCUUAGAUAACACAGCUUCUUUUGAUGCUGAGGUUGAUGAAAAAAAUGAUUCUCUGCUAUUUUUUAAUGCUAGACUGGAUGAAGCAGAUAGUAUUAAAUCUAUUCUCAAUACCUAUGCGGCUACUUCUGGACAAGUGGUGAACUUCAACAAAUCUGACAUUUUCUUCAGUUUCAAUGUGGUCUCCUCUGUAAGAUCUAAUAUCAGUAAUAUUCUGAAUGUUCAUUCACUAUUGAGUCAUAAUGUCUAUCUGAUGUUACAUUCUCUUAUUGGGAGGAUCAAAAAACUUUUGGUGGGGAGUAAAAGAGAAGGGCGGAGGGGUACUAAUUGGCUAGCGUGGGAGAAGAUGUGUAGUAGAAAGGAAGUGUUUAAAGCAAAGUACUUCCCAAAUGGUGAUUUAUUUUCAGCCAAUGUAAGUAAUGGUGCUAGUUUUGUUUGGAAAAGUGUGAUGACAUCAAGGGAGUUGAUUCGAAGGGGUACAAGGUGGAGGGUGGGUAAUGGAGAGAAGAUUUUAGUGGCUUCAGCUCCCUGGAUUCCUAAGGAGGAUAUUUUUUUUGCGAAUGAUGGCCCCGAUUUUAUUGAACUACAUUUGCGUGUUUGUGAUCUUUUUAAAGAGAUUAUGGUCAGCAAGGAACUCAUUAUUAUGAAACCAGACCUUGUGGAAGACGUCCUGCAUAAUAUCUUGGAUUGGGAAGCUGCUCAACGUACUGGUGCUUUGCAUGGAAAUACCACUGCUACUUUAUAUCAUGGCAGAAACUUGUUUUAUUUCUCCAACUCUGCUCGUGAUCCUGAAGCCAUUCCUCUCCAAAUUCGUGUGUCAUCUUCAAGUUUGGGCAAUUUCAGUUGGUUUUGUCAAGAUGAUGGGGUUUUGUUUCAAGUUCAAGAUUUUAUUGGUUACAGUUUUGUUAUGGAAAACUCUGAUAGUAUAUUUAAAUGUGGUGUUUUUAGUUUCUUGGAAGGCUGUUUGCAUAUAGUUCAAGCUCUUCAGUCUACACAUUUAGAUAUUUCUGAAUUGAAUUUGAUUUUGAAUGAUUGUAAAUCUUUGUUAGAUUAUAGAACUAAUAUUUCAGUUAGAUGA
Manihot esculenta (cassava) is the source of this 2466-nucleotide messenger RNA. RefSeq names its product receptor-like protein 56. Lineage: Eukaryota; Viridiplantae; Streptophyta; Magnoliopsida; Malpighiales; Euphorbiaceae. The transcript has 11 exons. Bases 1 to 2466 code for a protein of 821 amino acids. The record is from RefSeq and is a predicted model, not a curated record. Gene Ontology annotation, molecular function: protein binding.